This is a messenger RNA of Eucalyptus grandis, 372 nucleotides long. RefSeq names its product protein DOUBLE-STRAND BREAK FORMATION-like. The record is from RefSeq and is a predicted model, not a curated record. Lineage: Eukaryota; Viridiplantae; Streptophyta; Magnoliopsida; Myrtales; Myrtaceae. Gene Ontology annotation, biological process: meiotic DNA double-strand break formation. The coding region runs from base 1 to 372 and encodes 123 amino acids. The transcript has 3 exons.
AUGGCGGGCGCGCUCUCGUCGCCGGAAGCCUCCCUCUUCCUCUCCCUCAUCGAGCUCGGAAGGUUCGACGACGCGACCCUCGGCGUUCUCCGGACCUCGCUGGUUUCCAAGGACGCGUGCUCGGCGGUCCGAGUGCGAUCGAGCCUUGAGCGGUUCCUGAGAUCCGAGGCUCUUCGCAGGCUUCGCAACAUCGUGGAAGAGGACGUCGUCCACGUGCUUUCGGUCCUCGAGUUCCUGGUUCGAGCUUUUGCAGUGGUUGGCGAUUUCGAGAGUUGCAUGGCGCUGAGGUACGAAACGCUCGUUUUUCGGGAGAAAAAUCUGGAGUUCAUCAAUGGCUACAAGUCGGUCAUACCGAAUGGGGAACUUCGCUAA